Messenger RNA from Kazachstania africana CBS 2517, 822 nucleotides. RefSeq names its product Yih1p (gene YIH1). Gene Ontology annotation, molecular function: protein binding. Bases 1 to 822 code for a protein of 273 amino acids. The transcript has a single exon. Gene Ontology annotation, cellular component: cytoplasm. NCBI's taxonomy places the organism in Eukaryota, Fungi, Ascomycota, Saccharomycetes, Saccharomycetales, Saccharomycetaceae. Gene Ontology annotation, biological process: regulation of translational initiation. The record is from RefSeq and is a predicted model, not a curated record.
AUGGAAUCCGACCGGGAACAGCUGUUGGAAGAAUUAGAUGCUAUCGAUGCCAUCUAUCCGGAUCUUAUGGACCGAAAGGUGGACGAUUCGAGUAUUAUAUUAAUCAAAGUUCCGCAACAUGAACAUAUUACAAUUCAAGUGUCAUUCCCACAAAAGUACCCAUCAAUCGAAGCACCACAUAUCUUAGAGGUUAUUGUAUCGAACUCAGCCAAAAGACAGGAUCUGUACGACAUUAAAUACCUGCAGAACCUGUUCCAAGAAGUAAUGGACUCAAAUUUUCAUCAGGGUUCAGUAUGCUUCUUCGAUUUUCUCACAGAGUUAGAUGCUGUUCUAUACAUGGGUGAAGAAGAAGCAGCAAAUGAUGAGUCCAAUGACGUGGGUCGAGUCAAUAGAUUGGAACUGAUACCGACAGAUCCAUUUGAAGGUUGGAUUGCGUCGGAUCCAAUUACGGACCGUGCAUCGACGUUUAUGGCAUUUGCUGCCCAUGUAGAUUCAGAGGCACAGGCAUUUGCAAUGUUAGAAAGGCUCAAGACAGAUACGAAGAUUAAAAAGUGCGCACAUGUGAUGAGUGCCUGGAGGAUCAAAGUACCAAGCGAGAGGAAUAAAGAUCAAGUUAUUACAUAUCAGGAUUCGGACGAUGACGGUGAAGCAGCUGCUGGUUCGAGGAUGUUGCAUUUAAUCACAAUUAUGGACGUUUGGAACGUCAUGGUAGUCGUGGGACGUUGGUUUGGAGGGACCCACAUAGGCCCCGACAGAUUCAAACAUAUCAAUUCUACAGCUAGAGAGGCAGUACUAAGAGCUGGUUUCGAAAGACAAGCGUAG